UAUUAUGUUCUGCAGGUUAGGUGUCGCAUAUGUUUGACAGAAUUGUCUUAUGUAAAUAAAUCCACCUCCUCAAUGUUGAGGCAUUAUAGGGCCAAACAUGAGAAUGAAGUCCCAGAUACACCUAGAAUAACUUCAGCUUCUAGGAAGCAAAUGCUGGAUGAGGCUCUACUGAAUUUCAUUGUGAAGGAUUACCAGCCUCUCAGUAUUGUGGAAAGUGAAGGGUUCAAGGCACUGGUUCAAGUCCUUGAACCUUCAUAUGGUUUGCCAAUCAGAAAAACCAUCAAACAAAUGGUGGCCAAAAAGUUUGAGGAGGAACAGGAACGAGUGAAAAUGGAAGUACAGCAAGCUGUGGCAGUGAGUAUAACGGCUGACAUGUGGACAUCUGUGAACAUGGAGGCUUAUUUGGCUCUUACCUGUCACUACAUUAAUGAAAAUCUGCAGUUGUGUACAUCUGUAUUAGGAGUAAAAUACUUUCCACAAAGUCACACUGCUGACAAUUUGGCCCAAGUCACAAGAGACAUAAUGGAGGACUGGACCAUAACCAAUAAAGUAAGGUGUCUUGUGACUGAUGCAGCUCCAAACAUGAUCGCAUCCGCUAGGCAGCUAGUAAUUUGGCACUCGAUUUGCAUUGCACAUACUCUCAAUUUAUUAGUUAGAAAAUCAUGUGAUCAGAUCCCCACACUUACAUCCAUCAGACAGAAAUCUAGGCACAUUGUCACAUACUUCAGAUCAAGCACUACAGCCAAGGAGAAGCUUGCUCAAGUGCAACAACAGAUGGGACGACCAAUCCUGAAACUUAUCAAUGAGGUGCCAACACGCUGGAACAGCACAUAUGAAAUGCAGUCAAGGCUACAUGAUGAGAGGGAACCAGUGUGGUUAUCUCUGACCUCUCUAAAAGGAGAUUUGACUCCACUUACAGCUGAUGAGCAUAGCAUCAUAGGAGAAACACUUCUUGUGCUUGCUCCUUUCCAUCAAGCUACAGUGGAGUUGUCUGAAGAGAGGCGAGUGUCAGGAUCCAAGGUCAUCCCAAUGAUGAAAAUGCUCUAUCUUGCACUAGAGAGUAAUGCAUCAACCUUGCACACACAGCCAGCCAUAACCUACAUGAAAAACUGAAGCGUCGAGUCACAGACACUGCUUCCAAUCUGGAGUCAAAAAGUGUGUUGGCCCUAGCAACACUUCUAGAUCCCAGAUUUAAAUCACUUGGGUUCCGCAGUUCCUCCAAAUGCAAUGAGGCCAUCAGUAGACUGCGGUCAGAAUGUGCGUCUAUUAUCGGACACUCAAAUGAGCCCCAGCCAGGACCAUCUUCACAACAGCUAUCUGCACCCAACUCAGGCAUGUUAUUGAGCAUUAUUUGUUGUUUGUUUGGACAAGAUGUACUAAAAUGUCAAUUUGUU
Molecule: messenger RNA, 1394 nt
Organism: Poecilia latipinna (sailfin molly)
Lineage: Eukaryota; Metazoa; Chordata; Actinopteri; Cyprinodontiformes; Poeciliidae
Product: zinc finger BED domain-containing protein 1-like
Exons: 3
Coding region: 73-1113 (346 amino acids)
Source: RefSeq, a predicted model, not a curated record